Blastomyces gilchristii SLH14081 is the source of this 1030-nucleotide messenger RNA. RefSeq lists its product as uncharacterized. The transcript is spliced from 4 exons. The record is from RefSeq and is a predicted model, not a curated record. NCBI's taxonomy places the organism in Eukaryota, Fungi, Ascomycota, Eurotiomycetes, Onygenales, Ajellomycetaceae. Bases 275 to 1030 code for a protein of 251 amino acids.
ACCAGAAUUGAGCUCCGUUGGUCGGAAAUCGAAAAUAUUCCACUGAAGGACGUCUACUGAACUAGCAGCUGCGACCCAUUCACUCGGGGUUUCUAGAAUGUCUAUAGUAGGAGUAUCCAUGGGUGGGAGGUUUCAGGUGGUCUACUUGGAGUGCCACUAAACCUCGUAAGAAUAAUUUUUGGGAUUACCUAAUGUUCAAUGUUGUUUCAUGAGGGAAGGGAACGGGAGAUGAUAAAAUCAAAGGGCUUGAACCCCACAGCCCCCCCCACAGGGCAUGCGCAUCUCCCGCUGUAGAAGAGAGGAUCAAGACCUUGACCUUCUCGGGACCAGGCUCUCCAAGCUUGACUUAGAAGAUGACAAUGGAGCAUGCUUUUUCCAGCCGAUAUCUACGCACGAGCACCAGAAAAUACCAAAACAAUAUCCGGAUUUCAGAUGCCGGUUUGACUACACCGAUUCCCCAUUUCAUAUUGGGAUGCACUUGAAGUCUGUGGUUGAGGAUUCUCACCUUUGUGGCAAGGAGAUGUUGGUUUCUGACCCGAAUCAACGUAUACUUGAAACUGCCCAGUACGAGUUUCAAAAUCCCAGGUUCCACAGUCUUUAUGAGUGGAGAUUGCUACGAUCGUUUGGUCUAAAGCCAGAAGUCCGGAAAAGAUCGCGUAAUUGUCCACAUCAAUUUGUGGUGACUUCCCACGGAUUGCAGGCAACAAAAGACACUGAAGGCAAGCUCACAUGCAGUGAAGCUCUCCCACUUGUCAAUCUCAUCCAGGCUCAGUUACUGCACACAUCCUUGAGACAUAAUAAUACGAUUUUCCCAGUUCUCAUGGCGUCAUUCAUGGGUGCCAGAUUACGCUUCAUUGAAGCUUAUUCUGAUGGCAGUGAGCAUCCGUACAUCCGUAUGGGCAGGUUGAUUGAUUACUUCAAGUUCAACCAUGGACUUGAUGCUUCGCUGGUUUUUGAACAGCUCUGUUGGAAAGACAAUGGACUCUCCAAACAUCAGCCAUUGUCAACGCGAGGGGCUGUGCAUACCUAG